Molecule: messenger RNA, 4500 nt
Organism: Trichomonas vaginalis G3
Lineage: Eukaryota; Parabasalia; Trichomonadida; Trichomonadidae
Exons: 1
Coding region: 1-4500 (1499 amino acids)
Source: RefSeq, a predicted model, not a curated record
AUGGAUUUGCAGUUUACAAUAGCUAUUUAUGACCCAAAGGAGAAAGUUCAACACCCAAAAGGUUCUAAACUCUUCAAAUUUCGCAUAAAUAGCUUCGUCACACAGUUUUUAGUUUUCAAAGGUAUCCUUGCUAAAGAAGAUAUCACAGAGAAAGCAGGCGCCAUACCUAAAGAAAUUACUAAACUACAAGGAUUCCAAUUUAAUCAAGAUGAAAUAUAUUUAAUACCAAAAUUUACAACAAUUAACGGCAAUAAAUUCCUUACAACCUUCGGAGAUCUUUUUUACAUAAAUAGCGUUGUUACAAUCUGUCCAAAGAGUGAUUAUGCAGCAGCAGCGCUCAAUAUUUUAAGGACAAUUGAUGGAUUAAAGUUCUUGAAACCAUUUUCACCGGAUCACAUUCGUUUUGCAAACAUUUCUAUCAACAAUUUUGGCAAAAAAUGCAAGAUCAACAAAACAGGAGGAUAUUAUACAUACUUUUUCGAUGAUGUUGAAACAGCACAAACUUUCGAUCAAAUGAAUUUUGAUAUGAUUAAUGAUACAGAACUAACAGUUUCCGAAUUCUUCCGAGUCCCUGGCUUUAUUAUUAAUGCUCAGAAGACUCCAGCAAGAACAUUCGGAAUAAAGAACAUCGUAAAAGUCGAAAAUUGCUAUUUAAUACCACCGAAUGAAGAUAUUGCGAAAGCAAAAGUAUAUUCAGCAGCUGAUAUUACGUUAAAUUGCAGUAGUAUCCCUCCAUCGAUGCCCUCUGAAGUUGUACGCCCAGUUUACGAAUUCUGCGGUCCGGUUAUCUUCAUAUCAAGCAACCGCGCAGGACAUUCAGUAACUUUUGGUACAGCAGACGGAUAUCUUAAAGCUUGCGAUUUAUACGGACAAAAACCAGACAAAACAUCAUCACCACGACUUUCUGAUAGCAGACCACCGAAACUUACACCUCCUGGAGAUGAAAAAUUAGGAAGUAAAAAUUCAUCGAGAGAAUCAUCAAUGGGAAGGUUUCCUCCGAACGGAAUGAACUUUGAAGCUGGCUCUGGUGACUCCAAUCCUAAAUUUAAUCCUAUUGAUUUCUCGAAACCAAAUACUCCACCAGGAAUGAUACCUCUCGGCCAAGCAAUUGAAACAAGAAACGAACCACCUUUCUCUCCUAUGAAAGGAGGAUUCGGACAAAUGAACGAUGGACCAAUGAGAGGUGGUUUUGGCCAACCAUUCGAUAACGGAAACAAUUUCGGUCCAAUGAGAGGAGGUUUCGGACAACCAAUAGAAGAAAAUAAAUUCGGACCUGUUCGCGGAGGAUUUGGUCAACCUUUAGAUGAUGGAAAUAAAUUCGGUCCGGUAAGAGGCGGAUUUGGACAACCAAUUGAUGAUAAUAACAAAUUCGGACCAGUUAGAGGAGGUUUUGGCCAACCUAUUGAUGACAAUAAUAAAUUUGGUCCAGUUAGAGGCGGAUUUGGCCAGCCAAUCGAUGAUAACAACAAGUUUGGCCCAGUAAGAGGUGGAGUCGGUCAACCAAUUGAUGAUAGUAAUAAAUUUGGACCAGUCAGAGGUGGAUUUGGCCAACCAAUCGAUGAUUCAAACAAAUUCGGUCCUGUAAGAGGCGGAUUUGGCCAACCUAUCGAUGAUUCCAACAAGUUUGGACCAGUUCGAGGCGGAUUCGGACAACCUAUAGACGAUAACAACAAAUUCGGACCUGUUAGAGGCGGAUUUGGUCAGCCAAUAGAUGAUAGUAAUAAAUUCGGCCAUGUACGUGGCGGAUUUGGCCAACCGAUUGAUGAUUCAAACAAAUUUGGUCCUGUUCGCGGUGGUUUCGGCCAACCAAUCGAUGAUUCAAAUAAAUUCGGCCCAGUUCAUGGUGGAUUUGGACAUCCAAUUGAUGAUUCUAAUAAGUUUGGACCAGUCAGAGGCGGAUUUGGCCAACCAAUAGACGACAGCAACAAAUUCGGUCCAGUAAGAGGUGGAUUUGGACAGCCAAUUGAUGAGCAGAGCAAAGGAAUUCCAUUGAAUGGUGGCAUGAAGAAUUUAUCAAAUGAAGAUAAACUUAUUGACCAACCAGACAAUAAAGACGGCGAUCAACAGAUACCCAAGUCACCACACAUGCCAAGCCUUGCUCAACAGAUCGAAGAAGAAGACAAAAACAAAAAUCAACAAAAUACCAAACCAAAUCCAUUCGGCCAACAGAUCGAAGCACCUCCAGAAUUCAGAGAAGAAGACGAGAACCAAGAGAAUAUCAGUAUUAAAGAAGCUCCAAUCGUUCAAGGACUUGGAAAUAAGUUGCCAAUUAACGAAACUCCAUUUGGCCAAGCUCAGAACGUUCCAGGUCUCAAAGGAGGACCAUUCCAAAACAGUCCGCGUCCAUUAUCAGCAGGAGCAGACAAUUCAAGUUCCAGAUCAAACAAAGUUGAAGCAUUUUCACCACGUUCAGGCAUGGAGAACCCUCCAUCCGGCAUGAUGACACCAAAAAUCACAACGAGCGCUCCAGAACAGAUCCAACCAGGCCAGUUUUCACCAAGACCAGGCAUGGAAUUUCCUCCCGGCCAAUUCUCCCCCCGUCCAGGAAUGGAGGUUCCCCCUGGAAUACCUGUUGCCGCCGAUUUCUCAGCUGUUCCUCCACAAAGGUAUUCACCACGACCAGGCGAUGGCCCAAAGAUGAUGUCAGGACAGUUUGGAAUGCAAGAGAUCGAACCAGGACAAUUUUCUCCUCGUCCUGGCGACGAAAACUUUGUUUUCCAUCCAUUUGGACAAGGUAAUUUCGAUGGGACAGGUGGAUUCAAGCGCACACCACCCUUCGGAAUGUCUCCUCGUGGCAAUCCUGGUUUCGGAGGCUCUCCUUUCAUGGAUGAUUCCUCUUUCUCUCCUUUCAGAGAAGGUCCUUUCGCUGGAGGAGGUCCAUUCGGAAAUUCCGGUGAUUUCGGAUUGCAAAGAGCAAGUUUCAGUGGUACACCAUUGCAAAUGCACGCACCAAAACUUGCUUCAAUUCCUUCUCUAACUCCUGUAGAAGGAAAAGGUGGUUUUGGCAAACCGCCACCACUCACAAAUUUGUCAUCAAAGAAUACAGCUCAACUCGAUAAAAGUGACACUUCCAGUUGUAUUGUUGUUGCCAAUCUUCUUGGGAAUAUCACUCCAUCGAUGCUCAAACAGACAUUAGGAGUAGAAACAGUCAAAUACGAUGAAGAUUUGGAGCCACUUUGUUCCAGUGAAUCAAUGGCAUAUUUGAUUUACACGGGCGAAAACAUGGACAUCAAUGAUCUCGAGACAAAAAUAAACAGCACAAAGAACUUGUUCCAUUCCAACCGCGCCAUGUACACAUCUGCGAAAGAUGGUGUUGAUUCUGCAGUAGAAUCAAUCAUUUCUGAGUCAUCAUCAGCUAAAUACGUUGUUGCAGGAAUUCGCCCUGAAUUCAAUGCAAUACAACUCAAACUGUUCUUAAAGAAUGCAUCAGAAGUUACAGAAGAUCAAGGCUUAGGAACACUAAACUGUCCAGAAUCAAAAGCUUUUCUAGUUAAAUUCGAUGGAAUUUCAACAGAAAAUUGGAAUAGUGAAAUUGAUUCUUUACCUGAAAAAAUGUUCGUUGAAACAAAACUUUACGAAGCAGUUACAGGUAAACUAGAAAGUGCUGUAAAUAACAUCUUCAAAGCCAUGUUUUCUGCUCAACAAAAGAGAGUUUCACGAUGGAUUGUCGCUGGUUUAAGAAGUGAAGUGACUCCUUUAGAAGUCAAAACCAAUCUUCCUCAUACAGAAGCUGUCAUUCCUUCUGUUCUUCUGCAGCCUCUCUGCCAACCACCAAAUGUGGCAUAUUUAGUUUACGUAUCGGCAAAAAGUGUCGAUGCAUCAAGUGACAUCCAAAAUCUGCCACUUUUUUCGAAGGAUCCACUUUUCUGCGAGAUACAGAAAGGAUCUAUACAAAAUGCCAUUGAUACAUUGCUAUCAAAGACUGCUUCUCCAAGUCAUAAAUCAAAAGAAAGAAAUGUGGAUAAAAGUGACAACAUUAGACAAAAAGAAACAAACGAAGAUGAAGAAAAUGAUGACAGAUACGUGAAGAUAUUGAUAUCCAAUUUAUCACCAGAUGUCGGAGAUGAAUUACUUAAAGAGAAACUUCCAAGUGCUGUUAAGUUCAUCACUGAUCCAUCAUUGGACAAAUUAAACAGAGGAAUUAGACAUGCAACAAUUGCUUGCUUCGAAUCAAAGGAAUGCAAGAAUGAAUUGAAGAGUUUCUGCAAGUGCUUGUUUGGAAAGAUGCAUCCGAAAGUUGUUUUCAUGAAGAAUUCAGCAGAAGAUGCUGUUUCGAAGGUUUUAGACUUCAAACAAAACCAACAUAAUAAUUGGUUGUCUUUCCCAAUUGAGAAGAUAAAUAUAACUAAAAAAGAUACUUACAAAGAUAGAGAAUCUGCGGUUUUGGCUUUGUGUCCUGAUAUAACACCACAGUAUAUUGUUAUUCAUCCAAAAACAGUCUAUGUUGAUUAUAUUAAUGAAGACAAAUGUAAUAGAGCUGCUUCUGUAAUCAAUCAGUAA